AAAUCCGGUGAAAUUUGGGGAUCGAAGGUUCUUUAUUACAAUGGACUAUGAUGAUUUUAGAUCGAUUUUGAGGAAUUCAGGGGUGGAUCUAUGGACUUUAAUGGACACGGCAAUCUCUGUUGCCUCUUUGGAUUACGGAAACGAAUUGAAGGAUCGAAGAGAUGGAAUCGUAGAGCGGCUUUACUCGUCGAUGGUUCCUCGAUGUCGUAACUGUGAAAUCGAUUCAAUGAGAACUAAUAACAAAGAGAUUAAAAAGCUGCAACAACAUUCUCCGGUGGAACCUUCGAUUGAAAAGGAGAGCAGUAGCCAUGAAGGAAAGGGAGGUUCUCCUUCCACUCCGCGGUCACUUGACAGGGAUGAUGACGGAGAUCGAAGCUAUGGACACUCAACAAUUGAGGACGAGGAGACUAAGAUUCUCAAUAUCAGGGAGCAUCUCGAAGAUCCCGAUCAGUCGGAAGAUUAUGUGAUAAGUCUGCUACAAAACCUAGCAGACAUGGAUAUUACACUCAAAGCUCUCAAGGAGACGGACAUCGGAAGGCAUGUAAACCGCUUGAGAAAGCAUUCAUCUAACGAAGUCCGGCGAUUGGUUAAGCAACUCGUCAGGAGAUGGAAAGAUGUCGUGGACGAGUGGGUGAAAUUGAAUACACCAGGAGGAGGAACAGCAAAUUCUGCUGCACUCAUUGCUGAUGGAGACUCCCCUCAACAGAACCCCCUAAAAAGCACGCAAAACGUUCAUCACCAUCAUUUUCAGGUUCCUGACUUUGCUUACUCUCCAAAUCCACACAAUGGAAGCUCUGGGUCAGAUAAGAAUCACUCAGAGUCGGAGCCAAAAGGAAAAGCCGUUCCUUCCCGGAGGGAAACUCAAACCAAGACACCUGUGUCUGCCCUUGCAACUGCUUCUGCUUCUCCUUCUCCAAAUAAACAGAGAGAACAAAAGGACAGCGCCAUUGAUCCUGAAAGGCUUGCUUCGGCAAGGAGACGACUUCAGGAAAACUACCAAGAAGCCCAAAAUGCGAAAAAGCAAAGAACGAUUCAAGUCAUGGACCUUCACGACAUACCAAAACCCAAAAAUUCGUUUAUUGGGAAGAAAGGUGGUUUCCAGGCGAGGCAUUGGUGAAAAGGCAAAACGAAAAAUGAUAUUUUAUUAUUCUAUUUUAUAAUGCUACUGGGCAGACCGGGAAAGCAAGAACCGGUUUACCCUGUAACUCUCUCUCUCUCUCUCUAAUCCCUAUAUGGAUUUUUGCUUAAAUUGAUUAAAGGAAUUUAAUUC
Messenger RNA from Telopea speciosissima, 1270 nucleotides. Its product is annotated as probable mediator of RNA polymerase II transcription subunit 26c. Bases 41 to 1117 code for a protein of 358 amino acids. The record is from RefSeq and is a predicted model, not a curated record. Gene Ontology annotation, cellular component: nucleus. NCBI's taxonomy places the organism in Eukaryota, Viridiplantae, Streptophyta, Magnoliopsida, Proteales, Proteaceae. The transcript has 9 exons.